This is a messenger RNA of Endocarpon pusillum Z07020, 1287 nucleotides long. RefSeq lists its product as uncharacterized. The transcript is spliced from 6 exons. The record is from RefSeq and is a predicted model, not a curated record. The coding region runs from base 1 to 1287 and encodes 428 amino acids. NCBI's taxonomy places the organism in Eukaryota, Fungi, Ascomycota, Eurotiomycetes, Verrucariales, Verrucariaceae.
AUGCAUGCUCGUGGGCUGCAUCGCCACGCAGAAGUGAAAUCCGCACACGCGGGUGAAGCUCCUGGUCAUGAAAGCCGCUGGGAUCGGAAUGGGUAUAAUAGCAGAGUAGCCUCCUGCCCCUCCCAGCUUCAGCGUGUUUUGUUCGCGUCCGGCUUGGCCAAGAUGACCGCAUUAGGCUGCUGGCAGCAAUAUUCAGAUAAAGUGAUCAAGCCUGAGGGAAGAGCGGAUUCUGAACGAUAUGGUAGUUUAUUGACUGCGCUCGCAAACUCCUUAUUUGAUGGCAAGACAGAGGUCGAAAUUCUAGACAUUGGCGGUGACGGCACCCCAGUUCAAUCGAAAUGCCUUUCCAGUUCGGAGGAAAUUGAGCAACACCUUCAAGGCGAUCGGCCAGCAUUUAGACUUGUAUCUUUGUCAAAGAAACACUCUCUGAAGCCGUUUAUGAUCGAAAAGCACUCCUUUCUGAAGGUAUUAACAACACACAAGAUUCGCCCUUGCUUUCUCGACAUGUUUUUUGGCUUUAGAGCCCAGGGUGAGCUUUCCGAAAAAUCAUUUGGGGUUUGGUCUCAGCCUGCGUGGCGAGGCCAGAGCACAGUUAUCUGCUAUCAGUUUCGAUACAUCGAGCGCAAUGAUCACAAGCAGGGCAGCCGAUGGUCCGAGCGUCAAAUUGGCGUGUACCAUGAGAUCUCCUCACAUUCAGAUAAUUCAGGCGUGAUGAUUCUGCUUCACGCAAUGCCUGGUUCAAAGGUACAACGACGAAUCUCCAAAGAACUCGCAGAUGGCACCGAGAGGGGCGGCCACGCCCAACGAUUGCGGCCAUUCCAAAUGCAUCUGCUUAUCUUUUCAUCCUACCUGGAUGAAUGGAGGUGGUACCUUGAUGAAAUAGGGACGACCUGCCGCGAGAUGGAGGACGAGAUCCUGACGGCAGAGCUUAAGCACGACCAGAGCUUGAGUUUUAGUACUUUGCAGACUCUGAGGCAUUUGGAAUCAAAACUUAUAACAAUGGUCACCAUCCUCAGAACAACCGUGGAGACGAUCGAGCAAGUGGCAUUGCUAUGUGCCGAUUUCGAGCAGAACGAUGGGUCGCAGAUUGUAGCUCGUACCAACACACCCUCCCCCACGGUCCUGAUACAUGUGGACACCAAGAAUCUGCAGGACCUUGCACGACGGGCACAGUCGUAUAAGGCAUCCGCGAAAUAUAUUCAAUCGCGAGCUGAAAAAUUGAUUGACACUAUGGCGUCAACCAAAAAGGCCAACACACAGCAGCGAACAUCAGUGAAUCGCUCCUAA